Molecule: messenger RNA, 1297 nt
Organism: Sycon ciliatum
Lineage: Eukaryota; Metazoa; Porifera; Calcarea; Leucosolenida; Sycettidae
Product: nuclear pore glycoprotein p62-like
Exons: 1
Coding region: 61-864 (267 amino acids)
Biological process (GO): RNA export from nucleus; protein import into nucleus
Cellular component (GO): nuclear pore; nuclear pore central transport channel
Molecular function (GO): structural constituent of nuclear pore; phospholipid binding
Source: RefSeq, a predicted model, not a curated record
UGAAAGUAAAAAAGUUUUUCUUCCUUUGUCUUUGGUUGUUUGUGUUUCACCUCGACGAUCAUGGCCAGUUUAAAACUUGGAACAUCGUUUCCAACAGCUUUGCCGACUUUGCCUACAGCUUCUACUGCGACUGCUGCUACUACGAGCGCAGCGGCCGCCACAAGUAUCAAGCUUGGGGCCACAACUGCUGGUGUCACUGCUGCUACAGGUGCUGCUGCUACUGGUGCUGCUGCUACUGGUGCUGCUGCUACUGCCGUCGGGACUUCUCCAUUGACAUAUAAGCAGCUAGAGGAGCAAAUCAACAAGUGGAGCUUGGAAUUGGAGCAGCAGGAGCGCUUGUUUCUUCAGCAAGCCCAGCAUGUCGCCACCUGGGAUAAAAGUUUGAUGCAAAAUGGAGAAAAAAUCAUUGAGUUGAACGAUAGUGUUGACAAGGUGAAAGCUGAGCAAUGUUCACUUGAGAAUGAGCUGGAUUUCAUCGCAUCACAGCAGAGUGAGCUGGAUGAGAUGCUUAAGCCGCUGGAAGAGUCUGUGCGAAGUCAAGGAUCGUCCUUUUACGAGCACCACGCAGAUAUUGAACGCGAGAAGACAUAUCAGCUAGCAGAAAGUGUCGACUCGCAGCUGAAGCGUAUGAUGCAGGAUCUGACAGAGGUCAUUCAUCAUGUCAACCAGAGCAAUGGUAGCCAAUCAGAUAGCAGUUCAAAUCCGAUGAAUCAGCUGGCCCGCGUACUGAAUGCUCACAUGGACUCCUUACAGUGGGUAGACGACAACACGGGAAUACUGCAGCGCAAGCUGGAGGAAGUGCGGCGCAUGAGUGAGACACAUCGAAGGGAACAGGAGCGGACAUUCCGCAUGGCGUAUGAUUGAUGCUGGGGAUGGCUGAGCCGCCUUUGCCCUCUCAUCAUGCUUGCGUUGACUACUUUGCCCUCAUCACUUCUUGUAAAUACUUCAUUGGCAGUUCCGGCUGGUUCUGGUACGUGGAAUGUACAUAAUGUUUGAUCCAUUGUCUGUAGUCGUAGUAGCUGUUGAUUUUCUUUGUGUAUGCCAUCAUGUUGUUUUUAAAAUGUCAAUGAUUUGAGCCGUAUCUGUGUGUGUGGGGCAGUGCCCUCCUCAUUGAUCUCACUUUUGCUCUUCUUGGAAAGUUUUGUACAGUACUCGUAAUCAUGUAUUUUUUUGGCUGCCAAUUGAGUACUUGUUCUUCUCAUUCCUCUCAAGAAGAAGACUAGCAAAUUGUGCUUGACCGUUGUGGUAUGCAUUUGCCGAUGUAUGGCCGUACGUUUGAAUGAACGAUACUCUGCUA